CUAAUUUCACAAGUGUUUUGGGUUAAAAUAUGGUAGAUUCAAAAGCCAUACUUCAACCAAACUUGAACACCUAUCUAUUUAUAUAUUCAAGUUCAUAUGAUUAUAGAUUAUCUACGAAAAAUUUACAAUAUGGAGAUGCAUAACCGUGUAGCCCGUCAUUUGGAAAAUUUGCAUAUUAGUAUAUCAUCUGAAAACGAGUGGUUCAAACAGUGUGUAAAUUUCUUCAUAUCAAAUAACCCAAAUGUAAUUAAUUUGAAAACAUUUAAAUUAGAAAGCUGAGUAAAAUUAAUCAUUUGUUUGUUGUUAGUGUAAUGUAAAUGAUUUAUCUUCUAUGGUGGCAGAACAAUUGAGUUUAUCCGAUUUUCAAGAAAUAGCAUUAUCUAGUUUGCCAGUCAAUUUAAAAGACAAUGAAAAAAAAAUUUUGAAUGGAAAAUAUUGUCUGCAGGUAUCUUAUUUUAAAUUUAAAAUAUUACUAUAAUAAUUACUAAUUUAAAAGCAUUAUGAUAUUACACAAUUUACUUAAAUUUUUUCAACAGGUGAAUACAAUUCUUGAUGUCGGCCAAUCAUGUUAUUCACAAUACAAUGUGUUAGUAAAAAGAGACACUACUAACACUGAAAUAAGUGACACCAAACCAGCUCCAUGGGAACCUAAACCAAAUAGAAUGUUAAAAAUGAUGUGCACUGACGGCCAACAAGAUGUAAUGGCUAUGGAAUAUGAGCCAUUACCUAAUCUCAAAGAACCAUUUAUACCUGGCUUCAAAGUAUGUAUUAAUAUUAUUCUUUUUUGUAAAAUUCUAUUUUGGUAAUAAAGAAUAUAUUUUAUUUAAAUGCACAUUUAGAUUGCUGUUGUUGGACCAAUUGAAUACAGAAAAGGAGUAUUAUUAUUAAAAUCAAAUAGUGUACAUUUUAUAGGUGGUGAAGUAGAACAUUUGUUAAUAAAAAAUGCACCAUUAAAUGUAUUGUGUAGAGCACUGUGAGCAUUUAUCUAAAACUAUUGUAGUUAUUGAUUUAUUAUUAUCUAAAUUAUAAUUUACAGAAACAAACCGGAAUUAGAAAAUCCAUAUAUUUUUUCAAAUUUAGAAGUUGAAAGUAAUAAUACAGAAGAACAGUUAUUUCAAAAUAUCAAUUCACCAAGAGAAAUAUCAAAUGAUAAUAAUAGGGAUGACACCACAAGACUUCAAAAUACAAGAAUAACUCAUAAUAGUAAUCCUCAAAGUAACAAUAGUGGUUUUGUUGGAAAUGGAGUUAUUACAGUAAUUUUUAAUUAUUACAUUGCAUUUAUUUUCUUCUUUUAGCUUAAUAUGUAUAAUUAUUAAUGUUUUGUUUUUCAAUAUUUAUUGAAGUAUGAUGAUUUUUUUGAUGGUGAUGAUGACGAACUGUUGUAUUUGACUCAAGUUGCUGAAAUUGAAACUAAAUUUGCUCAAUCUAAUAAUACAGUAGAAUCAACACCAUUACAAACUUUUAAUGCACAUCAAAAUAUUAUCAAAAAAGAACAAAAACCAACAAAAUCAGUUUCUAAAAAUAAUAAGGUAGAAACUAUUAAAAAGACAGCAACUACUACUAGACAGACUAAAAUAUCUGAUAUUUUAGGUCCAAGUACUUCUACAUCAUCUAGUAGUUCAUUAUUAAGUACAGUUAGACAACAAAAUGAUAAUCAUGUUAAAGUCGGUAACACGGCUGAUAUACAAACAUUAGGAAAAAGAGUAGCAAGUUCACCAUUGCACACAGACACUAAACGGCCUUCAGUUGAACAAUAUAGGCCUGAAGAAAUUUGGGACGAUAUCAAUAUGGAUAUUGAUGUUUCAAAUCCUUUAAUUAAAAUCUUGAAGUGUACCUCAGUUUACAAAAACUCUAAAAUACAAGUAAAACAAAAUGAAUGGGUUUGCGCAGGCAUUUUGCUAGAUGCAAACAAACAUUUAGAAGUCGAAUUCUCGUCUAAAGUAAGUCUUAUAAAUUAGAUAUAACUUAUAUAAGUAUCUAAUAUUAUUAAUUUAUGUAUGUUUAUUUAUAUUAUUAUAUUAUAGGUACUGGAACGUUUAAUUGGAAUUUCUUCUACAGAAGUGCUUCAAAUUAAAGAUAAUCCUCUUAAUUGUGCUCCGUUAAAAGAAAAAAUUGAAAAAGUAUGUUUAACUAUGGUAUUUGGUUCAUUAAUAAUAAUGAUAGGUUAAAUAAAAGGACAUUUUGUUUUUAGGGAAUUAAAGGAGCACUCAGAAAAUUACACUUGUUCAAAGGUGAGAUAACUUUGACAUAUUCAUCAGAUAAGAAUAAGAAACCAAUUGUUACAGAUAUGAAAAUAUAA
Messenger RNA from Cinara cedri, 2299 nucleotides. NCBI's taxonomy places the organism in Eukaryota, Metazoa, Arthropoda, Insecta, Hemiptera, Aphididae. The record is from the annotation of a GenBank genome assembly.